Pristis pectinata (smalltooth sawfish) is the source of this 5547-nucleotide messenger RNA. It is a transcript of the gene atp6v0b, whose product is annotated as ATPase H+ transporting V0 subunit b. The transcript is spliced from 8 exons. The record is from RefSeq and is a predicted model, not a curated record. Gene Ontology annotation, molecular function: proton-transporting ATPase activity, rotational mechanism. Gene Ontology annotation, cellular component: proton-transporting V-type ATPase, V0 domain. Bases 97 to 714 code for a protein of 205 amino acids. Gene Ontology annotation, biological process: proton transmembrane transport. Lineage: Eukaryota; Metazoa; Chordata; Chondrichthyes; Rhinopristiformes; Pristidae.
CCCUCGCCUCACGUGACCAGCCGGCUUGUCGCCGCCCCCGAGCCGAGCCGAGCCGAGCAGUCUACGGUAACCGAGGUGCCAGGGGAGUCGUGGAAGAUGAACGGCUACACUUUACUUUACACCGGCAUUACUGUGGCCUUUUGGUCCACCAUCCUCGUUGUAGGCAUCUGUUAUACAAUAUUUGACCUAGGAUUUCGUUUCGAUAUAGGAUGGUUUUUAACAGAAACAUCUCCUUUUAUGUGGGCGAACCUUGGAAUUGGAUUGGCCAUCUCUUUGUCUGUUGUGGGAGCUGCUUGGGGUAUCUACAUCACUGGUUCAAGCAUUCUUGGUGGGGGUGUGAAGGCUCCCAGGAUUAAAACCAAAAAUCUUGUCAGUAUCAUUUUCUGUGAAGCUGUGGCAAUUUAUGGAAUUAUCAUGGCUAUUGUCAUCAGUAAUAUGGCAGAGCCAUUCAGUGGCACUACACCUCAGACAAUUGGAGCUAGGAAUUAUCAAGCAGGCUUCUCUAUGUUUGGGGCAGGCCUAACUGUUGGAUUUUCUAACCUCUUCUGUGGAAUUUGCGUUGGUAUUGUGGGUAGUGGUGCUGCCCUGGCAGAUGCCCAGAAUGCCAGCUUGUUUGUCAAGAUCCUGAUAGUUGAAAUUUUUGGCAGUGCCAUUGGGUUGUUUGGAGUCAUUGUGGCUAUUCUACAGACAUCCAAAGUGAAAAUGGGAGAUUAGACUUCAUGAGUACAUGGAGAGUCUGAAGUUCUGGAAAUGAGACCAAGAUUUGUUGUAAAUAAUUUAUUUAAGUGUAUAUUUUCCCAAUAUAUUGUUUGUGGUUUUUAAACUCAUCAUUUGCUUUAAGAGUGAUAGUUAUGUUUGGAUGUGAUUCCUGAUCAGUUCUGCAAAACAGGCCAGGUGCUGUCCAACAGUAUUCCAUAGUUUAGUCUGUAGUUCAGCGUGACAGUUUAUUGCCCACUUGGAUUUUGGAAUGGGAAUGGAUCUGUGAGACUGAACGUUGAAGACUUCUUUCAUUGUCACAUCCAAAUGAUGAAGUUGAUCCUUUCUGACAUGGUAUAUGCAAGAGCUGAAAAUGUUGAUAUUGAUAACAUCACCAUGAUUCUAUAUUAGGCCCAUGAGGCUUGUGGAGAUCAUACCAAACCUCUAAUGAAUGAGAUCAUACAAAAAUCAACUAUUGUCCUUUCGUGUACCUCAGUUGGAACUUCUGAUGUGUUUUGUUUUUCUUGUAAAUGUAGUAAAGAAAAUGAAUGUUACAUCAAAAUGACAAAUUCAGAAAUAAAGUAAUUCGUACGUGGGUCUUCAUCAAGCAACCUCUUCCCAUACACGCUAUUACUACUUUACCCAAUGCAAUUUUUCAGAGUAUUGUGCAUGCUAGUUUAUACUUGUAUUGGAGACUUUAUCAUCAUUGGUGACAUACCUGCUCCAAGUAAGAUUGAGUAUUCGGGUUGCUGUGACAAUUGCAAUUUAAAUAUCCAGUUACUGAACAGUAUUUGGGCCAUAUUAAAACUGAUACAGCAUGCAGAGAAUAAUAUCAUUUUGGCCCUUAAUCAGGCUGCAGCUGUGAUGUUUGUUUGAUCUUUAUUCAUCUUUUGUGCACAGUGGUGUAAUAAUGGAACAAAAGUGAAAGUUUCAACAUAAGUUAAUCAUGUACUUCUCUUCCUCCAUGGAAUAAUCAAAGGUACAUUGAUUAUUAACUUGUACAGAAUAGUACUGGCUGUAACAUAGGUUUUGGAGCAAUGAAUGGCUGACUGGAUGUUGUUUUUGUUUGAAAACCAUCUGAAAACUGCAACAAGAUAUCAUUAUCAAUAUUGGUUGAAUGUUUCCAUUCGCAGCCAGUUUGACAAAAUUUGUUUUGCACACUGGGAUUUGGCUGUGAAAACAAUUCACGCUUUGCAGAUUAAGUAUGAAAUUUAAUGUGAAUCAAAUUUUUUCCAGGUUAACUGAAGUAAAAGAUAAAUUGCUUCCAUUAGUAACUUUUAUGUUUGGAAGUGGUUUGCUGAAUAAACUGGGAAACCGAAGAAAGUAGUUUUUCUUAAGUUGGUUCAUAAGUUUAGUUUAAUUGCCAAAGUCUUUCAGUAAUACUAUGCUACGUAUGUAAGCUUUUGUAAAUUACAGUAGUUAUUUUCUGAUAUCAUUAGUUGGUGUGCUAACUGUUGGGCACAACAUAAAAUUACAGAUUCAUUUUCCUCCCCUUAAAAUGUUGGGUGAAUUGGAACACUUGGUUAAGGUUCUGUCCUGAUUCACAUACAUGUGAAGUGAAAUUAUCUUCACUAUUGCUUGCUCCAGCUUUUAUGUGAUGCCCAUAAUGGCCUUAUUGCCUUUUGAGUAGGUUGUCACCUGUUAAGGCUACAAAAGUUCAGUGGUGUGUUCCCUGUAGUCUGCUUUAAGUACUGUAGGAACAAAUUGAUCAAAGCACUUCAAUGACACAAAAUAGUUUGUGUUAUUAUCCAGGUGGAUCAUGACCAGCUGGAUGAGUUAACUGCCAGAUGUGACUUGAGAAACAUGGUGCAUAUAAUGGUACCAAUAAAUGUAAAUCAAUUAUCAUUUUUAACUUGCAUAGUUUCUAUGUAGGGCCGUUAUACAGAGUAAAGUUGGAAGUUAUUCUUGUAGGUUAGAAUGCUGUCCUGACCCAAGUUUGAGUUCAAUCUGAAUGUAAUGAAAUGGAAGUCCUUAGUUGGGGGAAAUGUCCAAUAUGCAGAAUUCAGUCAGUCUUAAACCAACUCCUAAUGAUGCAAGAUCAUUACUUAAAGAUUUGUCACUAACUUGUCUAAGACUAAGAGGUUGGAUAGUGGCAAAAAGCCUCACUAAUACUGUGAUUGCAUGGGUUUCCUCCCACAUCCCAGGAUGGUGGGUUAUAUUGCCCCUAGAGUACUUAUGACUGGUAGAAUCUGGGAUAGGAGGGAGUUGAUGGGAAAGUGAUGAGAAUAAAAUGGGAUCAGUGUAAAUGGAUGCUAUGAUGGUCAGUGGGGACUAGGUGGGCUGAAGAGCCAGUUUCCGUGCUUUCUGACUUGAUUUUGACUAAUUAAAAGCUGAAUAUUUGAGGAUUUGGUCAUAAACUGAGAACCUUAGUCAGAACGUGACGUGCAGCUAACCUGGCAGGACGUGAUAGUAAUGAAUAGAAAAACCUGUUUUAUUCCUCAACACCACUUUUAACCUUUUUAAAUGUAGAAAUUUGUUUAAGGUUGAAUCUUGAUGUACAUCAGGUUUAUCAUGCUUGAACCUGGUCUAUUUAUUAUUCUCUUUGGUGUACAUUUUCUGUAAGCUGUGGCCUACUGAUGAUUUUUAUUCCUGCCAUUAAGAUGUAGAAGUUUGUUUAAAAUAAUCCUCCAUUUGCUUCAAGACCUGACUUUUGAAAGUGCCUGCUUGUAUGUAUACACAAACAAUAAAACGCUUCCUGGAAAGUGUACAUACAAGCAGAGUAAAGAUGUUUCACUGCUUUCUUAACUAAAUAUUGGAAAGUAGUUGUAUUUCAUUUUGAGCUUUACAUUCUUAAUGACGAAUGGCCACCUGUCAAUCCAUUUAGAAUGUGAUCUCCAAAUGCAUUUUGUUAUGCUGUCUUUUAACUUGAAAUAUUAAAGUGCUUUCAACAUGGUGGCUCUCAAACCAUACAAUACUCUGAAAUGCAAGUCAACUGAUAUGACAUUAAAGUUGUCCCAUUACUUGAAUUUGCAGGAUUACUUUUUGUUAGCUUAACCAUAGAACGAUCUCUUCAAGACAUCCUUGGGCUAGUUGAACAUGUUUAGUUAUUGUGGAUGUUUGCUGUACAAGGUAACCUUGUUUUAUUUCUUGUUUUACUUUUUUGGAAAAAAAUUCUGCAAACAGAAACAUGAGGUUUAGGGACACAGUCUUUGUCAUUUGCCGAUAUACUUGAGGUUGAAUUCAACUCUGAAUGUUUUGAUAAAAGAAUGUACCUUUCACAGAAAUGUAAUAUUUGAAAUAAAUUUGGGUUGUUUCCAGUGGGCCAAAGCAUUUAAACAAACUUCAGAGUUAACUUUUCAAAUCAUGAAAUGAAUGGAAGAUUUGUAAAAGGGUGCCGCAAUUCUUUAAUGUAAACCUUUCAAAGAAAAGGUAGAUUAAAGUACUGUCACUGUAAAAUCCCAUGUUCUUUAGUACACGUUAGGUUAAAUUUGUACGUUUUGAAAAGGGAGAGGGAAAACUAUUGAUUUGUGCAACAAAAUUUAAAUACAUGUAAUUGUUCAAAUAGUUGAUUUCCAAUUGAAGUCUGUAUUAAUGUUAUAUAUUUGCACCAGGAGCUGGACUGUAAAGUAAAAUUGUAGUUUGUUCACACUCUCUUAAUCCUUGCACACAAUUUGACUUGUGAUCUUUUGUUGAAAUAUUGACUUGAAAUAAAACAAGUGCUGGUCAGCUGUAGGACUUUCUAGAUUUUUAUUUAAACUGUUCACUUGCUGUAAUUAAAUACUUGAAGUAUUUUCUACUUUGGCAUAAGAAUAUUUGAUGACAAAGUAGAGAUAACUGUAGUAGAUUGAGGUUGUGUAUUUAAAUGAAUCUUCAGGGUUCCGUGAAAUCCAGAGCCGCUGUUUUAAUCUACCAGAUGAGACAAAAUAGUAAUUCAAAGAGAACUUCUGGGGGGGGAGGAGGGGAAGAUAUAAAUUGACUUUUUUUUGCAUCCAUCUCACAUGCCUGGUCUUGUAGCUAAAUCCAGUCUUCUAUCCAAAACCAAGCAAGCAAUCAAACUGAUUAACAAAAGUUGUAGAAGUUUUAGUUAAAAAUCAACCAAGUGCAUUCUCGCAUGGAAUAACUAUUACUGGAAUAUUUGAUACUCAAUUCAGCAUGUUAGGUUGCAAUGGAUUAUAUCACAGUUGUUAAGUGAUUGAAUUUCAAAUUCAAUUGUAAUUUCAAAUUACAAUUGAGCAGUGUGCUAGAUUGAGUUUUUUGGAUAUUCGAGGAAACAUACAAUUUUUAAACCAAAUAUUUGUUUUCCAAUUUGUAUUCUAAGCCCAGUUCAACAGUAGUUUGGGUCUUCAGAUGGAACUCUGCACAGGCAUACUUGCCACCAUGUGAAAUUAGAAUAAUGUGUUACAAGUUAAAUCCAUUAUUUUUGGAUUAACAAUGUUCUAGCAAACAGUAUCCUGGUUUAAUGGUAUGUAUUAAAGUACAGAUAACUUUUCUGGUAGAUUUACUGCACCAAAAUUUAGUUAAAUGUGAAGAAAACCAUCUCCAUCCUCAUAAUAGAAAAUCUAUCUGACCAGUUACUGCAGACUUGCAACAGAUGAUCUUAAGUCUACAAUAUUGCAACUUUCUCAUGGAUCCUUUAAUGGUCAGAUUUCUACAGAUUGUAUAAGUGCUUUUUUGAGAUUGUAUUUUCCAUUUUUGUUUUUACCUGUAUUUGUGUAAAAAAAAAGGUUGUUAUAAAAUAUCUGAUUUCUUUGCAAUAGACAGCUAAUUAUUUCAGACAUUUUGUGAUCCUGUUGAAAGUGUGAGUGGUUAUCUUUGUGGAAAGCCUUUUGAGAACAUAUUCUGUGUGGGCUCCAUGACAAGAUUCAACGUGCAAAAUGGAUAGAGAAAUUAAAAUUAUAUUGGAAAAAACUG